Messenger RNA from Huiozyma naganishii CBS 8797, 2733 nucleotides. It is a transcript of the gene TRK2, whose product is annotated as Trk2p. The transcript has a single exon. The record is from RefSeq and is a predicted model, not a curated record. Gene Ontology annotation, cellular component: plasma membrane. Bases 1 to 2733 code for a protein of 910 amino acids. Lineage: Eukaryota; Fungi; Ascomycota; Saccharomycetes; Saccharomycetales; Saccharomycetaceae. Gene Ontology annotation, biological process: intracellular potassium ion homeostasis; potassium ion import across plasma membrane. Gene Ontology annotation, molecular function: high-affinity potassium ion transmembrane transporter activity.
AUGGCUGCUAGCAGCUGGGGCAAGGCAAUGUGGUGUCGUAUGUGGCCCGGUCGUCGACGUCCCCAGGGGAAGUCCACCUGGCGCAGGGUGCGGGACACCCUUCACGCGGUGAACACGCGGCUCAGACCCCUGGAGAGACACCUGUUCCCGAAUUUCGUCGCUGUGCACUACUGUUACAUCAUCGUCAUGUCCCUCAUCACAUCCGUGUUCCUGUACCCGAUCCACAACUACAGGUACAUCGAUAUCCUGUUCACGGCAACAAACUCGUGCACUCAGGGAGGGCUCACAGUCGUUCAGACGAAUAACCUUGAACUGUUCCAACAGAUGGUCGUGUACACGGCAUGCUGUCUAACGACACCGAUAUUUAUACACGGGUCCCUCUCGUUUGUGAGAUUGUACUGGUUUGAACGGUACUUUGAUGACAUCAAGGACUCAUCAAGGAGAGACUUCCUCAGAAGGAGAACGAUGACACUUCGACGCAGGCAGAAUACAGCCACACGCUCACAACAACGACAACACACCACCAACAACGCGGAUGACAACUUCCAAGAGAACCUGUUCAGCGGGAAGAUGGUUAGCAGAGACGCUAAUAACAGUGCAGACGGGACCACUGGGGCCGCUAGGGCGGGCAGGGGUGAGGUCACACCGGGGGACAUAUAUCAAUCGAUGAGAAUCUUACAGCAGCGACAACCCUCCGUGUCGUCCUCCUCGGAACAUUCCUUUUCAAGGUCGUCGUCCUCGCAGCGCACUGCGGGGAGUCCCUACGUAGUGCCACCAAGGUACACUGACGCAGGGUCCACUACAGAUUAUAGCUCGACAAGCUCGCCAUCGACAGCCUCUCCAUCGUCAGUCUCACCUACAGAGCGGAUGCCACACAGGGCGACACUCCAGUUCGAUAUCGUCAAACCACCUCGAACUGCACAGAAACACAAGGGUAGGGGCAGACGCAGACUCAGACACAAGAGGGCAGCACCGGCAGCGUUACUCCACAGGAGAGGGCAUGGGAAACGGUACGUCUAUGACUCAAACCGAAUCGUGAAAUCUCACUCGGAGGGGGCCGCACCGGCACCCGCACAGCUGAACAGAGAUCCCUCGAACAGGAGAACUUUUUCUCUUCCGACAAGACAACAGACUACGGACACAUACAACAGCAACGUAACUGGGAACAGCGACGAGGAACUCGGAUUUGAUAUCGAUGACGACUUGGCAACGUUCCCGGACGAGAGAAACCGACGGAUGAGCGCAAACUACCUCUCCUGGCAGCCCACGCUAGGGAGAAACUCCAUGUUCACAGACCUCACCACGCAGCAGCGAGAGGAACUCGGCGGUGUGGAGUACAGAGCAACGAAAUUACUCUGUUUGCUCGUCGUCGUCUAUUACGCCGGAUGGCACAUCGUCGCAUUUGUGUUCUUACUCCCGUGGAUCUGCACAAAGAAACACUACGCCGCUGUGGUCAGACAGAAUGGAGCCUCCCCAGCAUGGUGGGGGUUCUUCACGGCAAUGAGCUCGUUCAACGACCUAGGGAUGACCCUAACAGCGGACUCAAUGAUGUCCUUCACAAACGCAGUCUUCCCACAGAUCGUCAUGAUGUGGUUCAUCAUCAUCGGCAACACGGGGUUCCCUGUCCUGUUACGAUUCAUCAUCUGGCUCCUCUUUAAGAUCUCGCCGUCUCUGUCAGCAACGAGGGAGUCCCUAGGGUUCCUCCUGGACCACCCACGGAGAUGCUUCACUUUGCUGUUCCCGAGGGGAGCCACGUGGUGGCUGUUCAUCACGCUAUUGGCAUUGAACAUUACAGACUGGAUUCUUUUCAUCAUACUCGACUUCAACUCCUCCUUCGUGAAAUCCCUCCCAAAGGGUAUCAAAGUGCUCAUCGGGCUGUUCCAAUCCGUCUGCACACGGACUGCAGGGUUCAACAUCGUCGACCUCAGCAAACUACACCCGUCCAUACAGGUAUCGUACAUGCUCAUGAUGUACGUCUCUGUACUUCCCCUGGCCAUCUCCAUCAGAAGAACAAAUGUCUACGAGGAACAGUCCCUAGGAGUAUACGGCAGCGCCCAGAGCUUCACUGAGUGGGACAACAGCUCGAAGAAAUCGAAGGACGAGGGGGAGGAGGACGAGGAGGAGGAGGACUCCGACGCAAGGGGGGACCACUUUGAUGAAUCAAGCGAAGUGGAAUCAACGGCCUCCUCAACAGGACGCAAACGGGGCAAGCACAAAAAACCAUCGACAAGGUCGUUCAUCGGCGCACACCUGAGGAGACAACUAUCCUUCGACAUGUGGUUUCUGUUCCUCGGGCUCUUCAUCAUCUGCAUCUGUGAGAGCGACAACAUCCAGAACACGAACAAGCCGGACUUGAACGUGUUCUCCAUCCUGUUCGAGAUCGUCAGCGCGUACGGUUGUGUCGGACUGUCCCUAGGGUACCCAGACACGAACACGUCCCUAUCCGCUGAGUUUACUGUCAUCUCGAAGCUCGUCAUAAUCGCCAUGCUCGUCAGAGGCAGAAACAGAGGCCUGCCUUACGCCCUUGACAGGGCCACCAUUCUACCGAACAAGAAACUGCAACGCAUGGACGAGAUGCAGAACAGGAGGAAUCCCAACGCCAAUGGAGAGGACACAACGGUCACGGAGGACCCGGUGACUAGCUACUUCAAGGACAAGUACUCCAACUACAUGCACAGAUGGGACACGAUCAAGCGUGCCGCAACGAGAGCAUCGGUCAACAAAGAUUCAUGA